Molecule: messenger RNA, 2664 nt
Organism: Canariomyces notabilis
Lineage: Eukaryota; Fungi; Ascomycota; Sordariomycetes; Sordariales; Chaetomiaceae
Exons: 3
Coding region: 9-2633 (874 amino acids)
Molecular function (GO): protein binding
Source: RefSeq, a predicted model, not a curated record
UGUAUCAGAUGAAGAGCGUUUGCUCUUUCUACCGGCGUCAAACCUGGAUCGUUCUCCGUGGCCUUGCGAAGGUCGACGACUGGGAUGCCUAUCUGAAGAGCGUCAAAGACAUCGAGGCAACUCUUCAGACCGAUUUGAAUCAGUUCAGCAGUCAGCAUACCAAGAGCCUCCUUGGGAAGCUUGUCGAGAAAGCGGAAGAUAGGAAAGCGCAACUUGGAGACAUUCAUCAAGCUCUUCAAAGCAGUAUUGCUGUGCAAAAGGAGACCCACAGAGCUGUCCGGGAUAGCAACACUCUGCGCAAGGAGAUUUACCAAGAUGAGAAGGAUACGCAAUGCCUCCAGGCCCUCUACCUGACUGAUCCGCGCAAGGACAAGAAGCGCAUCGAGGACACGAAAGGCGGCCUGUUACAAGACGUGUAUCACUGGGUCUUUGACAACUAUGAAUUCCAACAAUGGCGCAAUAGCCUGGACAGCAACCUGCUUUGGAUCAAGGGCGAUCCCGGCAAGGGCAAGACAAUGUUACUCUGCGGUAUUAUCGACGAACUGCAGGGAUCGACUCUGGGAACAGGCCCUCUAUUAUUCUUCUUCUGCCAGGCCAUCGACGAGCGGAUCAACAAUGCCUCCGCCAUCCUACGCGGCCUCAUCUACAUACUCCUCGACCAGCAGCCGUCCCUUAUCCCUCACGUGCGGAAAGAGUACGAGCAUGCAGGAAAAGCACUCUUCGAAGAUGCUAAUCGAUGGGUUGCUUUAUCCGAGAUCUUCAAAAACAUUCUGCAAGACCCAAGCCUGGAGGGCGCCUACCUGGUCAUCGAUGCGCUCGACGAAUGCAUAAGCGGUCGGCGAGAACUUCUCAAAUUUAUCGUUGAGAUGACAUCUACAGUUCCUCAUGUAAAGUGGAUCGUCUCCAGUCGCAACUGGCCAGACAUCGAGGAAAGUCUAGAAGCCGCUGAACAGAAGACAAGGCUCAGUCUCGAGCUAAACGAAGAGUCCGUCUCGUCUGCUGUCAGCAUAUAUAUUCAGCACAAGGUGGAUGAACUAGCGCAGCUAAAGGGAUACGACGACAAAACACAGCACGCUGUUCAAGUCCACUUGACCCGCAAUGCAAAAAACACAUUCCUCUGGGUGGCUUUGGUCUGUCAAGAACUCAGGAAGUACUCAAGGUCAAGGGUUCUCACCAAGUUGAACACGUUUCCACCUGAUCUUGGUUCUCUCUACCAUCGAAUGAUGGCUCAAGUUUGCCGCUCGGAUGAGGCAGAUCUCUGCAAACAAGUGCUGGCUGUCCUCUGCAGUACUUACCGGCCUAUUACGAUACAAGAGCUGACGUCAUUCAUCGACAUUUCCGAGAGCAUCUCUGACGAUUUAGAAUUCUUGACAGAGAUAAUAGGACUCUGCGGCUCUUUCCUGACACUUCGAGAAUCCAUCAUCUAUUUCGUGCAUCAAUCGGCAAAGGAAUUUCUGUUGAAAGACGCAGUGGACGAGAUUUUCCCUUCUGGUAUGGCAGUCUUACACUACGGCAUCUUCACUCAAUCGUUACAUGUCAUGUCCAUGGCCUUACGACACGACAUAUACGGCCUGGCUACCCCUGGAUUUCCCAUCAAAAAUGUCAACCCGCCUGACCUGGACCUGUUAGCAGCCACACGCUAUGCUUGCGUCUACUGGGUUGAUCAUCUCUACGAUUGGCAAUCGAGCAAGAAUACCAAUCACCUAGAUGUGUUCCAGGAUGGCGGUGUCAUCGAUGACUUUCUGAGGCAGCACUAUCUCCACUGGCUCGAAGCUCUCGCACUUUGCAGGAGCAUGUCGCAGGGAGUAUUGUCAAUGGCCAAGCUCGAGAGCAUUCUUCAGCAAAAGAACGUUGCAUCACAAUUAACAAGGCUGGUUUAUGACAUGCGCCGAUUUGUUCAAUACUGCAGUCAGCUAGUUGAAAACUAUCCACUUCAGGUAUACGCUUCAGCAAUUGCGUUCAGCCCUGCCAGAAGCAUGACACGAAAUCUAUUCAAGAGGGAAUUGAGGUGGAUUACUGCCGGGCCGGUUGUAGAAGAAGAUUGGAAUGCAUGCACACAGACGCUCGAGGGGCAUAGCGGUUCGGUCACCGUCAAGAUCUGGGAUGCAGCGACGGGCACAUGCACGCAGACGCUCGAGGGCCAUAGCGGUUCGGUCAACUCCGUCGCGUUCUCGCCCGACUCAAAGCUCGUUGCGUCCGGGUCAAGCGACAAGACCGUCAAGAUCUGGGAUGCAGCGACGGGCACAUGCACACAGACGCUCGAGGGGCAUAGCGGUUCGGUCCGGUCCGUCGCGUUCUCGCCCGACUCGAAGCUCGUUGCGUCCGGGUCAGUUGACAAGACCGUCAAGAUCUGGGAUGCAGCGACGGGCACAUGCACGCAGACGCUCGCGGGGCAUAGCCGUUCGCAUGAUGUCACGUCCUUGAAGUUGUUUGCCUCCUGGUCAGGUGACGUGAAGCUCCCCUAUCAAUAUGGUAUAAGCUCGGACUGCAGAUGGAUUACAAGGGACUCGGAAAACUGGCUGUGGCUUCCUCCAGAAUAUCGGCCGAGAUGUUGGGCCGUAGCGGGAUCUACGAUUGCCACCGGCUGUGAUUCGGGACGUGUCCUAAUUAUGACGUUACCGGCAGACAGCUAGUGCCGAGCUCUCUCCUCUCAGUUUCUCUCUC